AAUAUGAAUAUGCUACGUUCUUAUAUGAGGCGCUUCCGCUUCCAGGAGGCUUUGAGGCCUCGAGAGGUGUGCAGCCGCCUCCACUCUCUCUGCCGCCUGUGGCUGAAGCCAGAGAAGCACUCCAAAGCCCAGAUGCUGGACCUGGUGCUCCUGGAGCAGUUCCUGGCCGUCCUUCCUGCAGAGAUGGAGCGCUGGGUGAGGGAAUGUGGGGCAGAGACCAGUUCCCAGGCCGUGGCUUUGGCUGAAGGAUUCCUCCUGAGUCGGGCAGAAGAGGAGAAGGCGCUGCAGGAAGAGCAGCAGGAGAAAGAGGUCCUUCAGGCCCAGGGGGCCCCACCAGGCACCAGCCAGGGCUUCCCUUCCAGGUGGAUCAGGCUGGAAGAGGACACAAGAAUUACUCAACCAGGGGAGGAGCCAAGGAUGCUGGGAAGCCGUAAUAAUUCAUCUCUUUGUGAAGCAGGAGAAAUGGCCUCCAUGGCACAGGAUCAGGUAAACGGAUGGAAGUAGAAAUGAACUGGAGAUAAUUCUGGAAUUGCCCAGGUCCAUGUCACGUGGCUGGAAAGUUUCUUUCAUUGGUUUGUUUUCUGCUUCUGCCCAAGUUUCAUUUCAAAUGAUCUCAGGAUGCUGUCCUCUGAGUCCUUCCUCUUCCACUAGGCUCACACAAUGCUUUCCACUUUGGACUGAAUCCCCUGUUCAAACCUUCAUUAGAUCAACCUAGUUGGAUGUUAUGGAAGAACCACCUGGGACGUAACUUCUCGUUCAGUGCUCUCAGGAUCCAGAACUUCCUUCCAGAAGAGAGGAGACUGCUGUGCGUCUGUCCAUCUGCCCCAUGGGCUUCUUUCUCUGAAUAGAAGAAGGGUAUUCUGUUGCAACAGGCUUUGGAGAACAGAGGGUUUAGUUGAAACAGGGCUCAUUAACACAUCAGAUCUGGUUUCUUUGCUGUAUUGUGGUUUUACCAUUUGUUCUGGUUUUAAUUUUUGAUAGCUCAAUUGCUUUUCCAGCUUGUGGAUUUGUGAAUGUUUAACUAGAGCUGUUUUAAUCUGCUGUAAACUGUCUUAAUUCUCCAACUGGGGAAAA
Anolis carolinensis (green anole) is the source of this 1074-nucleotide messenger RNA. RefSeq names its product zinc finger protein 24-like. The transcript has 2 exons. Bases 4 to 504 code for a protein of 166 amino acids. The record is from RefSeq and is a predicted model, not a curated record. NCBI's taxonomy places the organism in Eukaryota, Metazoa, Chordata, Lepidosauria, Squamata, Anolidae.